GACAAACGUUUUUUUUAAAAUUUAUUUGCAAUAAAGAAGCACCGUAGAAGAAGGAAGGCGUCGUUUCGUCGGCCCAAAUCAUCUAACAGAGAACACCCGAAACAAUCGAUCGGCGGCAUAAAAUCCGCGUUGCGUUGGGUCGGCGGGCGGCACAGAACGCUGCCGCGAGCAAACCCUAGUUUACUUUUUCUCUCAGUGAUUUGCCCAUCGAUAACGCGUUCUCGUACCGCUUCCGAUCCGUCCGCCUGAGCUCGCUCGGUGAUCGCCAUCGGCGCGAUGACGAGUCGUCGGGUGGGGAUUAGCUGCAAGGUGUACCACGGGGAUGUUUUCCUCGGAGAUGCGGAAGCUUUUCCGACGACCAACAGUAGCGGCGGCAAGGUCCAACCCUUGCCUUUCCCCAGCGGCAACGAGAUUCGCAUCGAUCACCUCUCGCCUCCCAGCGAGCGAUGCCCUCCCCUCUCCGUCCUCCAAACCAUCAACCCUUUCUUCGUCCGCUGCAAGAUCCAAGCCAAGUCGAUCGCUGAACAUCCACUCCAUCACCUCUACCUCUCCUGCUUCAACGAAUUCAGGAGUGCCGUCGUGGUCAAUGGUAACGAAGAGCUGCAUCUGGUGGCAAUGCCGAGCAAGGUGGAGAAGGUAUCCUGCUUUUGGUGCUGUUCGGUUCAGGCCGGGUUAUAUGCAUCCUGUUUGGGCAUGCUCAACUUGCGGUGUCUUGCCAUUGUAUUUGAUCUAGAUGAGACGCUCAUAGUUGCCAACACCAUGAGGUCAUUUGAGGAUAGAAUUGAGGCCCUCUCUCGAAAGAUAGAUGGUGAAAAAGACCCUAUUAGGAUUUCAGGAAUGUCAGCUGAACUGAAGCGAUAUGUUGAGGACAAAGAUCUCUUGAAGCAGUAUAUAGAGAUGGAUACUGUUACCGACAAUCGGAGAUCCAUUACCGCUCAGAAUGAGGAAGUUCCAUCAAUACCUGGUGUUCAGGAGAGAAUUACUCGGCCUGUCAUACGAAUGCCUGAAAGGAACAUUGUCUUGACUCGGAUCAAUCCUGAGAACCGUGAUACUAGUGUUUUUGUAAGGCUAAGGCCUGCAUGGGAGGAUCUAAGGAGCUACCUAACUGCAAAAGGACGACGAAGAUUUGAAGUUUUUGUCUGUACAAUGGCUGAAAGGGACUAUGCUCUGGAGAUCUGGAGGCUUCUUGAUCCAGACUCUUAUUUGAUCAAUGCAAAACAACUUAUGGAUCGCAUAGUAUGCGCAAAAUCAGGUUCGAAGAAAUCAUUGCAACAUGUUUUCCAGGAUAAAGUGUGCCAUCCUAGAAUGGCUAUGGUGAUUGAUGACCGAUUGCAGGUUUGGGAUGACAAGGAUCAGCCUCGUGUUCAUGUUGUCCCAGCAUAUACUCCAUAUUAUGCUCCUCAAGCUGAGAUGGCCAAUGCAGUUCCAGUAUUAUGUGUUGCAAGAAAUGUUGCAUGCAAUGUUCGAGGUGGCUUUUUCAAAGAAUUUGAUGAAAAUCUUCUUCAGAAGAUAUUUGAACUGAAUUAUGAGAAUGAGAUAGUUGAGCUACCUGGUGCUCCUGAUGUGAGCUACUAUUUAAUCUCUGAGGAUGCUAAUAACUUACAAAACAACAAUAGAGAAGCUCCUAUUGUUGAGGGAAUGACUGGUUUGGAAACAGAACAUAGAUUGAAUCAACCGGUUAAAAGAAUCAGAAUGUCUUCUUUAAAUUUGCAUUCAAUUUUGGACACAAACAAGUUGACUGGGCAAAACUUUUUAGAUUGGUUUCGAAACCUGAGAAUUGUUCUCAAGGUUGAGAAGAUUGCCUAUGUCCUCGAAGGGCCUCUUCCUACGAGUCUGGCUGAUGAUGCAACUUCUGACCAAUUGUUGGCUUAUCAGAAGCAUAUGAUUGAUUCUGAACUUGCAAGCUGCAUCAUGCUAGCCUCGAUGUCUCCUGAACUACAAAAACAACAUGAGCAUAUGGAUGCUUAUACGAUUGUUUAUCAUCUUCGUGAGUUGUUCGAUGAGCAAGCGAGAAUCGAACGGUUCGAAGUCUCCAAGCUCCUCUUUGGCUCAAAGAUGCAGGAGGGUUCAUCUGCAGUGCAAUUUGUACUAAAGAUGAAUGGCUAUAUUGAGCGGUUGAGAUCGCUUGGAUUUGCAAUGGAUCAUGAGUUAAGUAUUGGCUUAAUUCUUCAUAGUUUGUCCAAUAGCUAUUCACAAUUUGUGAUGAACUAUCGGAUAAAUCAAAUUGAAUCCACAAUUCCUGAGUUGAUCAACAUGCUUAAGAUAGUGGAGCUAUCAGUUAAGAAGGAACCGAAAGUUGUAAUGUUGUUUGAUUCCUCAAAGAAAGGUUCUAAGAGGAAGUUAAAAACUCAAGCUAAAGGGAAGAAAAAGCCUAAAAAAGGAGAAUUGGCACCAAAGGGCUCAUGUCACCAUUGUGGCGAGAUGGGACACUGGAAAAGAAACUGUAAGAUUUAUCUUGAGUCAUUGAAGAAGAAGACGACAUCUGAUGCCCCAUCUGCUUCAGGAGCUAAGGAAUAGUAGAAGACUGGUCAAAGGAAGGGAGAAGUAAAUUUGCGAGUUGGUAAUGGAGCAAAGGUUGCAGCUAUAGCCAUAGGAACUUAUUUGUUGAAACUCCCUAGUGGACUGGACUAGUCUUAGAAUUGGAUAAUUAUUAUUAUGUUUCUUUAAUAAAAAUAUUAUUUCUAUUUCUUACUUAAAUAGAAAAGGUUUUUAUCUAACUUUUAUUAGCAAUUAUUGCUACAUAAUGUUAAAUGAUGUUCUUUAUGGGACUGGAAUGUUAUGCAAUGGUAUCUACGCACUAAAUAUAUCCAACGGCAUACUCAAUAUCGAAACAAAUAGCAAACGUGCUAAAAGAGACGAUCAAUUAACUUCCUACACGUGACAAUGAUUUAUCUUGGGUUUAAUCUUGGUUUUCUCAAUCACAACCAGUUUCACUCAGAUUCGAGCCCACCUUGAACCCAACUUUCGCCCAAAUAAUCCUAAGCACAAUCUCAGAGCCUAACAAACCUUAAUUGAAACCACUGACAAGUCUAAUUAAGACAAAAUUAGCCCCUAAACAUAACUAUUCAGCAUUGAAUGAAUUGAUUCAAUCUCCAAUUCCAUCAUUAAUCCUUGACUAACUCCUCUAAUCCAUGAUAACCCUAAUUAAAAUUUGAGGUUUAGCGCUUCGAACACAGUUGCACAAUGUACCAUGUGCUUGGAACUGAUGGUUGUCCUAAGAUAUCUCAUGCAGGAAAUUAUUACUUGUAUUGUUACUAGGUGGCUAAGUGAUUGUGGAUUCG
This is a messenger RNA of Zingiber officinale, 3281 nucleotides long. RefSeq names its product RNA polymerase II C-terminal domain phosphatase-like 2. Gene Ontology annotation, molecular function: zinc ion binding; RNA polymerase II CTD heptapeptide repeat phosphatase activity; nucleic acid binding. The record is from RefSeq and is a predicted model, not a curated record. The transcript is spliced from 9 exons. The coding region runs from base 277 to 2517 and encodes 746 amino acids. NCBI's taxonomy places the organism in Eukaryota, Viridiplantae, Streptophyta, Magnoliopsida, Zingiberales, Zingiberaceae.